AUAUAUUUAAAUACAACCCCCCCUUCCACUUUCCCACCCACAAAAUUUUCUCUCGGAUUUUCCCUUCACUUUCUCGCAUUUUCUCUCUCUCCAAACAGAAUCAUAUCCCCCAUGGAAGACGACCCCUCUGCUUCAUACAUCCACAUGGUGCAUCACCUGAUCGAACAGUGUAUAAUUUUCAACAUGAACAAAGAAGAGUGCAUGGAAGCUCUCUCCAAACAUGCCAAUAUCAAACCGGUCAUCACUUCCACCGUGUGGAAUGAACUGGAGAAGGAGAACAAGGAGUUCUUCGAAGCGUAUAAGAAGAAACGACGUGACGUUACGACGAGGGCUGCUGAUGGGAAUUCGUCCGACACGUCGGAUUUCAACUUGCUGGAUUCGGGGAAUACGACGUCGGGUAGGUAGAUGGGUAGACAAGCGGUGGUGAUGGUGGAUGGAAAUUAAUAAAAAAAUAUGAAAUAAGAUAAAACAAGAACAUGCCUUUGUACGACGCCGUUUUUAAGGAUCGUAGGUGAAUGGAACAGCGGCGUUGGGUAAGGGAGGAGUCGAUGGGAUAAUUUGAGGGGAGUGAAGAUAUUUUAGGAUAUCUUGCUGACACGUGGGGAAACGUGGCUACACGUGGCAGCAUGCUGCAAUUUUCUUUUUUUAAUGUAUUGCUAUCGUUUGCUGAUUGGACCUUGUCGGAGGUGUAGUAAUUUAAAUGGAAUUUCCUUUUUUAGUUUUAUUUUUA
Molecule: messenger RNA, 730 nt
Organism: Cucurbita pepo subsp. pepo (vegetable marrow)
Lineage: Eukaryota; Viridiplantae; Streptophyta; Magnoliopsida; Cucurbitales; Cucurbitaceae
Source: RefSeq, a predicted model, not a curated record